Messenger RNA from Halichondria panicea, 4137 nucleotides. RefSeq names its product rho GTPase-activating protein 18-like. The coding region runs from base 127 to 2418 and encodes 763 amino acids. Gene Ontology annotation, biological process: signal transduction; regulation of actin filament polymerization; regulation of small GTPase mediated signal transduction. The record is from RefSeq and is a predicted model, not a curated record. Gene Ontology annotation, cellular component: cytoplasm. Gene Ontology annotation, molecular function: GTPase activator activity. The transcript is spliced from 13 exons. NCBI's taxonomy places the organism in Eukaryota, Metazoa, Porifera, Demospongiae, Suberitida, Halichondriidae.
UUAGAAGAGGUCGUGAAAUUAAUAGCCACAACAUUAAUAAUACAGUACAGUAAGAUCAUCAUCAAGAUCAACCUCAAAACUAGAAAGAUAUUGUAAUUGUAUAGAGAGUUACACAGAGAGUCUGCUAUGACUGCCAAGCUGACAGCCUACUCAAAGAGUGCGACCAUCGACAGUUUAUACUACGAUGAAUGGCGUAGCAUCAGAGAAGGCUCCACACUUACUGUUCCCCUAGGUCAUUCCUGGCCUGGUACGGGCGAAGACGAGCUGGAGGAGAGCUCUGCAGGUAUAGACGCUGAUCCAGAUGCCAUUUGGUUGGAGAGAGCUGGAUUUGGGGACGUAGUGAACAAGCUACAAUAUGGCAAUGGUGUAGAGGAGGGAGGAGACAUACUGGGCACCUGUGUGUUACCACGGAAACACGAAGCAGUAGUCCGCAAGAGAAUGAACACCCUCCGCUCUACGCUGAGGAGACAGAGGGACGGAGAGAAGAAGAGCAGGUCCGAUGUCAGGAACCUAUUUAAUUCAUCAAACAGGCAAACGUCUCCCACUAAAUCGGCUGGUGUAUUGCCGACUGCAAUUCGACCGCUACAUAGCAGAGGAGUGGAUGGCAGCCCAAGAGUGUCCCCCUCCCCCAGUCCUGGGUCCAGUCCUCGUGCUUCUCCCACCCCCUCGAGACACCUCCUACAAAGUCCAGGGCACUCCACAGCCCCACACUCCACACUCACAACCUCACAACAACAGUCAACAGCGAGCAAUCCGAUUGGACGGCAGCCAGUUUCGUCUGCGGAGAUUGUACGUGGGAGCAAGUCCAUAUCUGAUCGCGAUCGUCACCGUGGAUUCAAAAUUAGACAAAAACCGGCUCACCAUCAAUCAUCAGAUUCAGGUAUUUUAUCGAUGGACAUUGGGAGCAGUAAUGAAUUUCUGAAUGACGGCCACUCUGGCUCCCCCGAGCCCCCUCCCCUUGCAUCCAACCAUAGGCCCUCCCCCCCUUCUGACCUACGCGUGGCUGAACUAUCUCCCGCCAGUUCUACUGACAGCCCCACACCAGAGGACAUUAAAUUGGAUUUCAGAACUCCCCAAUUUACUGGCAGCAAUGGCAGCAAUGGCAGCAAUGACAUGUCAGAUCUGCCGAACUUCAUGGUGAUGCCAGACGCUCUGGGACUCACCUACAUCAAUGACCUUUCACCCCCAGACAUGGACAAGGUACGAAGUGUUACUCUAGUGGAGUUGACCAUCACUUUUGACGAUCACAAUCUUCCUCUGCGGCCGAGAAGAGCCACCAAGCUCAAGAACAUACCCGAGAACUGUGUGUUUGGAGUCCCCCUCACCACUCUACUGCAAACUGACCAGCAGAGAGUGCCCCACACACAGAUCCCUCUCAUCAUGGAAGAGAUGAUGUCAUACAUUGAGAACAGCUGUCUGGACGAGGAGGGACUACUCAGAGUACCUGGCAACGCUUCACGGUUGCAAGUCUUCAAACAAGAAAUCGACUCCAAAUUCAAUCAGGGAGAAUUCUCUUUCAAAGACAUGAAAGCGUCUGAUGCAUGCUCUCUAUUGAAGAUGUUCAUACGGCAACUACCAGUUCCUCUGCUUACUAAAGAGUACUUAUCAGCAUUUGCUAGUAUAGCUGAGAUCACUGAUCUUAAGGAGCAAGUACGGACUCUCAAUCUGUUAGUGCUGCUCCUACCCACUGUACAUCAGGCUGUGCUCAAACGUCUCUUAAAAUUCUUUCAACACAUUAUCGAGAAUUGCGGUACUAACAAAAUGGACUUGUUCAAUGUUUCUAUGGUGAUUGCGCCGAAUCUCUUCAUGGCAUUACCAUCUCGACAUGCUCUGGAAGAAGUUGGAAUAGCCACUAAAACUUCCCAAAUUGUCCGACUCCUCAUCAAGUACCACCAGCUAUUAUGGACUAUUCCUGGUGAGAUGUUGCGUCAGAUCAGAUACUUGUAUGACAUAGAGAUGAAGAAGUUGAGCACUCGCUCUGUGCAAAAGGCUCUCAAGCAAAUGCAGCGGAAGGAACCCAGUAUGGCAUCAAUACACGAUCCACAGUCUGGCCCACACAUAGUGAAAGUGAAAGCACCUCUGUACACUCGUGUGUGUAUGGCUGUCGACAUCACUCACGGAAUGACAGCUGGUGACAUUGUCUUAAAACUGCAAAAGAGAUCUCGUCUCAAUAAGGAUGUGAUUCGGAGGAGAGUGUCCGGGUUUAACUUCACGGAGUCAUUUUUCAAAGGGACCUCCUCCCCCGUAGAUGACAGUGAAGAUAGUAAAGAUGUCAAUCCUGGGGAGCAGUUUGUAUUCGAAGUGGGUGGAAAUAUUGGUGAGCGAUGCUUAGCUCCAGACACAGACAUGUGCUCUCUGUAUAAGGUCAACCCUAAUGCCCAAUGGGUCAUCAAGCCGAGAGACUGGCCCGAUGUAUAGUCAUUGAACUAACACAUCAAACUUACAAACUUAUUGUUAUUUAUGACUGUAUGUUCACACAAGCUUUGGAGCAGGUCUCGCCCUGUGCACUGUGUAUGUACAAAGUGUUUGUUGAUCUUCCCUGGCGGAAGGAUUUAUUUAGUGUGUUCUAGCUUUCGUUAUUUCAUGAUAACACUAGACACUGGUAUUAGAAUUGAUGCAUGCAUAUGUUACUCGGUUUUGAAAUCUGUCAGCAACUUAUUUUCCCAUGUUUUUAUCAAGUUAUCGCACAUUUUAACAAUAAAUUUGCAAUUUCAAUUCGAUUGAUAAUAUCCAGUCUAUAUGUUCAAUUGCAUGCUAUAUAUACAUCUUUAUGAAACUGAGCCAGAUUGACUGACUUUUGUGUGAUGUUGCAAGCUUCCCAACAAUGAAUUUUGCAUGUGAGCAUGCGCACAAAUUAAUUGUAAAUUAAUGAUAUUCAUAGGAAAUGCAGACACCGUUCUUGAGGGGUUUCCAUGCAGUCGACACACAAAAAGCCAAAUCUAUUUGCAGCAGGUCAAAAGCCCCUACGCUAUCAAUUGUGAAGCAACUCUGUGUUAAUAAGAACAAGUCAGUGCUAACUAACCAGAAGAAGACACCUAGCUAUGGAGUAUAUUCGACAGAGAGAGAGGUCGUUAGUGAAUGGACACUCAACUGCUUCCAGUGACUCCAGUGUGUCUGAGAGACUCAAGAGUAUUGACUCUGCAAUGAUCUGGAUUAGAGGAGAAUUGGAAGAGAUUAAGGAGUCAGAUCGCUCCCUCAUGGAUAUAUUUAAGCAACUGGAAGGUGACGUGUCAGACCUCAACACUUAUGUGCAUUCGUGGCGAUUCAGUCAACACUCAUACAGAGACAGUUUUGCAUCAGAAGGACGCCCUGUGAGUGCCUCGGACCUUGACCUGAGUAUUCUCGACGAACCUUUAUCAAUCUCAGCGUCCGAUCAGAGUCUAGCAUCAACUAAAGAAGAAGGACUUAAAUCACAUUUAUCACCAGAAGUGGACAGUGCAAAUGGUAGCUCUACAUACAGCCCUGUGCUGUCCAGUCAAGGCCUCGCCACUAGCGCCUAUCCCACUAACAAUCACAGAAUGAUUCCUUCGGCUACUACAGCAAAUAUCGUUGGAUCUAAACGGCAAUCCAGUGCAAGCCCACAGCUCAAGUCGAGUUCGAGUAUGAACAAACUCCACAGUCCCAGUCUAAUCUCACGGCUUCAAGAUGAGACUGCUUCUGUGAACAGUCGUACUAGCUCUGAGUCGAUUGACAGUGGAGUUCAGUUUGAGAAUGGGGUAGACACUACUAAUACACCGGCACCGUGCAGUACAAUAAAAGAAACAGAAGAUGGAUUAGGAUUUGGAGAUUUCGCUACUGACGUAUUGUCAAUGUUUGGCAUGAGGACAUAACCUAACUCGACUCUGUGUAUAAAUGUUUAUGUGCUCAACUGCAUAGGUUAGCUGUGUGUUAUCAUGACUCUUCAACAUUCGUAUAUAUGUAUUCUUUGUCAGCACCCCAGAAUUUUGACUGUGCACUCUAUUUAUGUAUGUCUCUCAAAUCAUUGAGAGAGGCAAUCAUGUUUAUUUGUAUUUUGUAUAAUGGCUAGUGUGAUAUGUUCAGUGUAUUAAUAAUGAAUUAUAUAUAUAACAUCUUUCUUUCACUUUGAAAUAAUCCAUUGCAAUUAACAAAAUGAUCAUGAUAUAUUAUAUUCCAUUA